Messenger RNA from Micromonas pusilla CCMP1545, 2232 nucleotides. RefSeq lists its product as uncharacterized. Lineage: Eukaryota; Viridiplantae; Chlorophyta; Mamiellophyceae; Mamiellales; Mamiellaceae. The record is from RefSeq and is a predicted model, not a curated record. Bases 93 to 2168 code for a protein of 691 amino acids. Gene Ontology annotation, biological process: regulation of transcription by RNA polymerase II. Gene Ontology annotation, molecular function: DNA-binding transcription factor activity, RNA polymerase II-specific. Gene Ontology annotation, cellular component: nucleus. The transcript has a single exon.
GGCGCGGCGAUGGCGCCCUCGCGAAACGACCCGUGUCCGUGUGGUUCAGGAAGAAGCUCAAGAAGUGCUGCGGGCCUAAGGGAAAGCAACCCAUGAGUGGGGGCAUGCGCAGACCGAGCUUUUUGCCCCCCGGCGAAGGGGGGGUAGACGUGGCGGUUCCGAGAGGGAUGACCCCCGAGUAUAUGAAGGAAAUGAUGGGCUUGAUAGAUGACUUACAGUUUGGUAACUGCGGCUCGGAGGCAGAGGCGAUGGCAAACCCGGCAGAGUAUAGGCGAGUGAUGGACAGGAUGAACAGGUUUUUAGAGAAGCAGGACUCAAUCGUCAAAAGCACGUCACCACCAGAGGGCUUCGCGUACGUCGGGAAGCUCAAAGGCGGAGAAGCGAGGGCGUUCGCGCUCGCCGCGCAGUCUGUCUUACGCGACAUCGUCCAAGCAAACGCCGACCUGUUCGAAAAGCAGUUACCGUUCUUUAACGCGAUGUCGCCGCAUCAUCGAGUGGAGGCGAUCGCCGCGGUGACCGAGGGUCUGCUCGACCCGUCGUCGCCGUCACCGGCGGAGACGCACUUGAACCACGAAGCUUACAUGGCCGUGUGGUAUAAUCUCCUGACGCUCGUCGUUAUGGAGUGCGAUAUCGCGGCUGAGGAAGCGAGGACGGGGAUUUACCAGCCAGAUGCCGACGACGAAAUGGACGAAACGUGUCUUGAAGCUUCUAUGGACUACACAAGGAUGGGCAUGGCCAAGAAGAGCGUCGAGAAGGAGGAGGAAGCGAAGCUCGCGAAGAAGGUGCAGAAACUGAUGAAGAAGGACGAAAUCUCGGAGACGGAGAGCGCGCGCCCGACCCGCGAGGGGAGAAAACUCCUGGCGAAGCGAGCGCAGGAGGAAGAUGUAUCGAAAGAGAAGAUGUUAGCCAACAUGAUGGACACCGUGAAACCCGAAAAAACCGGGGGAAUCAAAUUCGUCCAACGUGAGGACGUGGACGCCAUGUUGAAGUCUAUCGAGGACGACAACGCCAUGUUCGAUAAUCCGACGUUUUGGCGCGCGACCAUGAAAGCGAUGACGUACGAGAGGUUCUGCAACAGGCCGUUGGCCAUGGACGUCAAACUGACCGAAACCGACUCAAAAUCCUGGAACUCCCUGUUUCGGUUGGUACUCGGCUCGGGAUUUUACCCGUGCGAGGACGCGCGCGAGUUCAUGCAAUUUAACGCCGCCGAUCACGAGUUGUUCCUCACGGACGGCAACGCGCGGCGAAAGCUCACGCGAUUCAACAGCCUCGUCGAGGCGGCGACGGCGAAGCACGAGUCGACGUGGACGCCCGCGAAGACGGGCCGCGCCAUCAGCGUCAUCGAAUUCGCGUGCGACGACGUGAAUGAUCACGAGUGGAUUCGCGACAUGCGCAAACCGGGCGAGAAGGGUUCCGAGUCGAUGAAGAAAUAUACGGAGGCGGCAGAUCCUAAGGUGUUACAGCUCCCCUCGGGGUACGAUCAUGUCAGUUACGACAGUUACUACAGGUUCAAAAAGUUCGCGAGAUGGCGUCAACCGAUGGAAGCGCGCGGACGACGGUACGACAAAAUCGAGGAUCGCUACGCGGCGUUGCGAGACGUCGACGACGCGGAAUUCGUCGUCUUGCCGCAGUUCCAGUUGGAAGCAAUCUAUUCCGAAGCGCCCGAGGCGCCGAACGACAAGCCGUGGGACUGGAGAUCGUUAAAGAUCUCGAGGAAAGCUCGACUCGGCGGCGGCAAGUGCGCGAAUUGCUAUGCGGUACCGCCAGACGGCAGCAGCUUCAAGAAGUGCCCCGAGUGCGACGUCGCGAGGUAUUGCGGGAAGGAGUGCCAGGUCGCGCAUCGAAGCGACCACAAGGAGACGUGCGUGAUGCUGCGGGCGAUCAAAGAGGAGAGGGCGAAGAAGAAAUCGCAGGAGCCGGUUCAUGAGGACGAAAUACAAACGAGCGCGGAGACGAAUCCUCGUAGACGAUUCAUCAAAGAAGCACUAGGAUCUGAUCGCAAGAAGGACGACUGCGCGUGUUGCGGCUUGCGAGAAACUGGAGGGAGGGCGUCUUAUAAGCGCUGCGGCGGUUGCGAGUCGGUUAAAUACUGUUCGGUGGACUGUCAAAGAGCACACUGGAAGGACCAUAAGACCUUUUGCCGCGCGCAUUCCAGCCGAGAGAGCUGAGCGUAGACUUGCUCGCUACUAGAAUAGAAAUAAGGUUAUCAGCGCUUCACGAUAUCAUCACACG